UUUUUGUGUUUUAUCAUCUCAAGACUGCUACCAGCGGAUGAGAGUGUGAGCCAGGUCCUGCUUCUUUCUUUCAUACACCAAACAGUCUAUCUAGGGUUUUGUUUCUAUUUUCAUUUUACUAUCUUCCUCUUCCUCCUCUGCUCAUUUACGCAUUUUAAACAAAUAAGAAUUCAGAGUACCUCUCCAAUCUGCUCAUCUUUUUCCUUUUACUUGAUUUCCUGUUUAGGAAGAAAAAAAGAAAAUUCAUUUUACAUUUACAUUUACAUUUAAUGGGGUUUCUGACGAGUCACUCCAUUACACAUAGUUUGUAAUUGCUUAUUGGUGCAGAUUUUGAUUUUCACAUUCUGGGUUUGAUUCCUCCUUAAAUAAUAGAAUGAAUCAAUUCCAACAUGCCAACUUAGCUUUCCCCUGAAGUUUUUAGCUUUCUUCAGUAGCUUGUUUGACCAUUUCCCCAAACAAGAAAAUCCAGUCUCAAAACACAAAGAUUCCUUCCCUUCAGCUACAUACCAUGCCCAUGUGCAUUUCUCUUUGUUCUAUCUCUCCAACUCCUUUCAACAACCUUUUCAUCAACUAAUAUCAACUGUAGGUAGUUUCUCCAUCUAUAUUGUGGUGAAAAAUGGAAUCUUUGAGCUGAGAUUUUUCUUAACUGACUCAGAGCUCUAUCUAGGCUUUGUUUGGGUCAUGUUUCUUAUAACAAGUCUAUUGUUUUCUAUGGAGAAGAAGAGUAGUAAAUAUAUUUUCCUCAAGUUUGUGUUUGUGUUAUUCCACUGUCUCUACAACUCUUGUUCUGUGCAAUGUCACGGAGCAGCGAUAAAGCACAUCCCAGCGGACCCUCCAUCCCCAGAACGGACUCCAGAAUUUAGAGGUAAGUUACAGAGAGUUAUCUUGAGCAUCUUGUUGGGAGGCAUAACCGGAUUCGGCUGUGCUUUUCUUUGUGCUUGCCUGGUGAGGUGCAUCUUCAGAUAUAUGAAGAGAAUUCCUAUUCUCAAGGGACCGGUUGUAUUCUCACCGGAAAUCUCUCCCAAAACUCUAGAAUCAGCUGUAGCAAAUGAAAGCCAGGUGCUGGGUUCAAGCCCUAAUGGGAAGUAUUAUAUGACUCUACUUGACAGUGGGUUGACAAUUGCAGUGAAGAAGCUUGAGCCCUUUGAAACCGAAGCUCAUCAGAGGAAGAGCGUCAAGAGACGAAUACAGAGGGAGCUUGAGAUACUGGCUAGCUUGAGGCAUAGGCAUUUGAUGAGCUUAAGGGCAUAUGUUUGCGAGUCUUAUAGGUUGUGUUUGGUUUAUGAUUAUGUUCCCAUGGGUAGCCUUGAAGAUGCAAUGAAGAGAGCUAAAGAAAAUGAAUUGCAACUUGGAUGGGAUGCAAGGCUACGAAUUGCAGUGGGCAUUAUCAAAGGGCUUCAGUAUCUUCAUUUCACGUUAACACCUAGAACGUUGCACUAUAACUUGAAGCCUUCGAAUGUGAUGUUAGAUGCAGACUUUGAACCGAGGCUGGGGGAUUGUGGAUUGGGUAAGGUGAUGCAGGGUUUUAAUGGAAGGGCAUCUGGGUAUAAUGCCCCCGAAUGUAUCCCAAAUUUCAGUAAAUAUACAGAAAAGAGUGACAUCUUCAGCUUUGGGGUGAUACUGGGGGUUCUGUUAACGGGUAGAGAUCCAAGCGAUCCAUUGUUUGGAAUUGGAGAAGGGAGCAGGGGUGAUAUGGGGAUGUGGUUUAGAGCAGUACUAGAGGCAGGGGAUGGCAGGGAGGCACUUGAUAAGAGUCUUCUGGGAGAAGAAAUGGAGGAAGAUGAGAUGUUGAUGGCAGUAAGAAUAGCUGCAGUUUGUCUGUCUGAUAUGCCUGCUGAUCGCCCUUCCAGUGAUGAACUUGUUCCCAUGCUCACCCAACUCCACAGUUUUUGAAGAUAAAAGAAAAGAAAUUCAUGUUUGGUAGUUCUAUGGACAUGGGUAAAAAUUGUGGAUGGAUACCAUCCUACUGUUUAAUCACCUUUACAAUCACAGGUGUUUGUCUGUCUGUCUGUUUGUUUUGCUUUACUACUUUGUUGAGUAACAAAGCAUAAGAUUUAAGCCUUUGGGACCAUUCCUUGAGCCUUUGGCUUGUUACUAUAAUGAUGAUGAUUAUUAGCCCCUUGUAGUAGAUGCAGAAUGGUAAUUAAAUAAGUUGUUAAAAUCUGGUGGUUGGUUUUGUAAUAAUACAAGAAGCAAAGCC
Cynara cardunculus var. scolymus (artichoke) is the source of this 2200-nucleotide messenger RNA. RefSeq names its product inactive leucine-rich repeat receptor-like protein kinase CORYNE. The record is from RefSeq and is a predicted model, not a curated record. Gene Ontology annotation, cellular component: plasma membrane. NCBI's taxonomy places the organism in Eukaryota, Viridiplantae, Streptophyta, Magnoliopsida, Asterales, Asteraceae. Bases 682 to 1893 code for a protein of 403 amino acids. The transcript is spliced from 2 exons. Gene Ontology annotation, biological process: protein phosphorylation. Gene Ontology annotation, molecular function: ATP binding; protein kinase activity.